Scatophagus argus is the source of this 3411-nucleotide messenger RNA. RefSeq names its product colony stimulating factor 2 receptor subunit beta (gene csf2rb). Gene Ontology annotation, biological process: immunoglobulin mediated immune response; cytokine-mediated signaling pathway. The coding region runs from base 206 to 2365 and encodes 719 amino acids. Gene Ontology annotation, molecular function: protein binding; cytokine receptor activity. The record is from RefSeq and is a predicted model, not a curated record. The transcript is spliced from 15 exons. Lineage: Eukaryota; Metazoa; Chordata; Actinopteri; Scatophagidae. Gene Ontology annotation, cellular component: external side of plasma membrane.
AGAACAAGUAUCACUGUGGACAGAAAGAGGAAACCAACCUUGUCUCAGAGGAAACUCCCACAGAGUUCUCGACAGCGUUCGUGAGGAGCUGGCUGACAAGAAGGAAACAAUGGUGACAGACGGACAAAGGAAAUCACUUAAGGUCUGAGUUUUCCUGAGACCAGCCCAGAAGAAAGGGGGCUCCUAGUCCUGCCUUUCCCCAGGAAUGAUGCCUCUGUUCUGGGUUAUGCUUUGUUCAGCGUUGCCUCCUUUGGCUUGCCUCUCCGGUCCAGACCAUUGUGCCAUCCAGGAGAGCAGCAGCUUGCAGAGUGAAUCUUCAUUGCUGAAAUCCUUGGAGUGUUAUAAUGACUACAAUUCCACUGUCCACUGCCGGUGGAGCGAUCACAGAAACAGAACACUGCAGCUCUGGUUCAAGACCAACAAGAAGAGAGUUUUCUGUCUCACAGCUCUGUGUUUACGUCCCGGCAGGGAGCAGUGUUUGCAUUACGAUGCUGCAGUACAAGAUGCAAGUCAGCACAGGACUGUCCAGUGUACAUACAAAACUAAGGCAUUUUCCAUUGGCAUCCAACACACCGCCUUCUUCGUCAAGAAGGAGACAGAAACCCUCUGCUCAUCUGUCUCCCAUAAGCCUCUGGAUCUUUCUCUGCACUUGAGAGCGCGGCCACCAGUCAAUCUGUCCACACGCAAUGCAGGAGAUGGAGGCCGGUGGCUCGACUGGUCCAGCCCCUACCCCUCCUCCUCCUCCCUGAACAAGGACAUCACAUAUCAGCUCAGCUACAAGACAGCCAAACAAGACAAUUGGAUGACUAAGGAUGUCACAAACACCAGCAUGAAACUAGAGAAGCAAUUCUUGCUCCCAGGUUGCAGGUAUGAAGCCAGAGUGAGAGCAAGAGCCAGUGUGGGUCAGUGGAGCCACUGGAGUCCUGUGGUGACAUGGCAGACUGAAGAAGAUGCUGGGCAGCUCCCCAGUUUGCACUGUGUGCUGGAUGGAGAGAAGGAGGUGGUGUGUAGCUGGGAGGUGAGCAAAGAGCUGGCUCACUUCAUUACCCUCCAGCUGGCCUGUCGACACAACCGGACAGCACAGUCUCAGAGAUGCUGUGCAAACCCAACAGUCACUUAUGGCCACAACAGGAAGGUGCUUAAGUACAGCUGCACGCUGACUGUCACAGACCCUGCGCAUUUGUUGGUGGAGCUCCAGCCAACACAUAAUGCCAAGAUUUUUAAGGCCAGCCAACAUAUUCGUCCCGACCCCCCACAGAAGGUAAAGGUGAGGGAAAAAGGCAGCAACUGGAUUGUGGAAUGGGCCAAGUCAAGCACAAAAUCAGAAGUCAGACUGUCUUAUCAGCUUUGCUAUUUCAGGAUACAGGAUCAGGAGUGUCUUAUUCAGAACAUUUCAGAGGGAGCCAUGUCCAUGACCAUCCUGCAAAGUUCUCUGGUUCCAUCUCAGAACUACCAGGUCAAGGUCAGGUCUCUGGUUGUCCCUGAAGAACAUUCUUCUUAUGGUGGAAUCCCAUCUGAAUGGAGUGAACCUGUGAACUGGACCUCGCAUGAAGCCACCUGGUCCUUAACCACCCUAAUGUACUUAUUCGUCAGUGUGCUUGUGGCUGCAGUCUUCUUCACACUCUACUGCACCAUUCCAGCUUGUCAGAGGAGGGUAAUUCUGUGGGUGGACUCAGUUCCUUCUCCAGGCAAAAGCAAAAUCCUGUCUGAGAUCAAGUCUGCCACCAGCUGGACCCUCAUGCAGAGUGAGAGCACGUCCAUGUGCAAAGUGCAGCACCUGGACAGCGUAUCAACAUGCUCUUCGGAUGCUUCCCUGUGGGUAACCAGGGACAGUGAACAAAAGAGUUUGGAUCAGGACGAGGGCUGCUGGAAGUAUGAUAACCAGCCAUCCCUUACUGAGGAGAUGAACAGGUGUGACACAUCUUCUCUGAGCUUCAGUGGACCGUACAUCCUCUGUCAGACUGCAGAGCCAAAAUGCAGGUCAACAGAUAUCAAGUGUGAAGAAAAAGAGAAGCAAAUCCCAUCAGAGGACUCUGCAACUCCUUCCCCUGUGAAUUUCACCAUUUACGGGGAAGGUUAUGUGUGUCUACCCAACCGGAGCGUCUCUAGGUCCACACAGGAUCUUGUAUCUCAAGGCGAUGCCAACACAAACAUGCAAAGGCACGACAGCACCGGGCAGGACCCACACCAUCCAGAUAGCACGCUGUUGCCAGAUAAGAUGGACGUCCAGCCAGGCCUCAGCAAACCCACGCAUCAGCCUCCAGCGUACACCUCAGAACUUGUCACUCCUUGGCCGCAAGGGGUCGCCAUUCAGGCCUCAGGGUACUGCCACCUUCCCACAGUUAAAAUGAGAGGAGAAAAUUAACGUGCAAAGGAAGCAUAACAUGGAGGACUUACCAAGCUUUAACGACUAAGGUGGAUUUCAGGGUUUAUUUCACCAGUUUUAUUUUCAGCCAUUAUGACUGCAUUAAAACCAUUAUGCUUGGUUUUGUAUCUUAUCUGCUGGUUGGUUGACCAAUGGAGGGCAGUAGUGAGCUGAGCCUGUAAAUGAAGAUCAAGCAAAUCGAGUGAUGGAGUGUGUGUGUGUGUGUGUGUGAGAUGAAUCUAUAUAUCUAUAUAAGACAUUUCACAGAAUCUAAUUACAGAGUCUGAAGGGCCGUGUUCAAAUGCUGUUUUUAUUACUUCUUCAAGUUUUUCUACUUCCCCCUCACAGCUGAGAUACGAAGCAGAAUUACUUAAACUCUUUUGCAUGGAAAAAGUGUGUAACUUUGCUGGGUUCUCUGCGGUCAUGUAUGCAUGUUUGCACAAAGGUGUGUGAGUUAGGACCUUGUUGUCAAUGUUGUAGCCUAUGUUGCUGAAGGUAUAGCAUGUUAUCUACACACUGAUACUGCCAUGUUGUGUGGCACCAGUGCUGUGUAAAGCCUACAGUGACAUUUGAAUUGAAAUUACAAGAUGCUUAAUAUAUGUUUAAGCUACCUUUAGUAUAUGAGAUCUGCCAUCUUCAGGUAUGUUAUUUAUAGUAUGUCUAUUUUGAAGUCAUGUAUUAAUCAUGUAUGUGUAAUCUGAGUGAAAUAAUUGUUUGCAAUGUUUUCUGCACUUUCUGCAUUGUGACGGUAAACUUUUCUCCACACACACACAAAUAGAAAGUGAUGUUUAAAGUUUCUAUGCUGAAUGACAAACUUGCUAGUUUAUUAGGUACCACAAGCUACAGUCUAAUAACGCAGUGCAAUUAAUUCUAUCUUCAUGACAGUUAAUGUUGAGUUUUUGUUGAAGCAUUGUUAGAGAGGUGUUGAUUCAGCUGAAUAAAUCAUCAUUUUUGGUGCUGUUCAAUUGUGUUGCUUAAUACCAACAGGUGUUUAUAUUAUUUUGUCCAUCUCAUUUAUAUCAAUGAAAAUAUGAUUUACAAUCAUC